GGCGGGUCAACGUAUUUCUGGCUUGUUGUUUUGAAGGCCUACGGGAAGAGGAGAGGGGUUAAAACAAAACGAGUUAAAGAUGGCGGAAAUCGAAGGAGAUGAGACUGCUCGGCCCGCUUCUCCGUCACUGCUACCCGCAGCAGCGUCCCGCGUUGACGGAUCGGGGAUGGUCGGUUCUGGAAGCCAGACCCCGACCCUGGUGACUUCGGGUCCGCGCGUGGUUCGGAUAGUAAAGUCGGAAUCGGGAUACGGAUUCAACGUCCGCGGUCAAGUGAGCGAAGGCGGCCAGCUGCGGAGCAUUAACGGGGAGCUGUACGCUCCUCUCCAGCAUGUUAGCGCCGUGCUCCCCGGGGGUGCGGCGGACCGGGCCGGUAUAGUGAAAGGAGACCGAAUACUAGAAGUUAACCGGGUGAGCGUGGAGGGGGCGACUCAUAAGCAGGUGGUGGAUCUGAUCAGGGCUGGCGAGAGGGAGCUGGUGUUGACCGUGCUCUCUGUGCCGGCACAGGAAGCGGACGGACUUGAUGGCGGCGAGGAAAGCACUUUGCAGCCCACUUACGACUACAGCGACAAGCAGGCUGUCCCCAUUUCAAUCCCCACAUACAAACAUGUGGAACAGCACUCAGAGAAGUUUGUGGUGUAUAACGUGUACAUGUCGGGCAGACAGCUGUGCUCGAAGCGUUACCGGGAGUUCGCAAUACUUCAUCAGAACCUGAAGAGAGAGUUCUCCAACUACAAUUUCCCAAAGCUGCCAGGGAAAUGGCCCUUUUCUCUGUCUGAACCACAGCUGGAUGCUCGCAGGAGAGGCUUGGAGGAAUACCUGGAGAGAGUGUGCUCAGUGCGGGUCAUCGGUGAGAGUGACAUCAUGCAAGAAUUCCUGUCUGAAUCAAAUGAGAACCACAACGGGAUAACUGAUGUGGAGCUCCGGAUAGCGCUGCCUGAUAAAACCACAGCCUCAGUGAGAGUCCGAAAGAAUAGCACCACUGACCAGGUUUACCAGGCUCUUGUCGUGAAGGUUGGAAUGGACAGCAUCAUGGCCAGUUACUUUGCUCUCUUUGAAGUUAUUAACCAAUCGUUUGUGCGCAAAUUGGCUCCUAAUGAGUUCCCGCACAAGCUGUAUGUUCAGAACUACACAUCAGCUGUCCCCGGGACGUGUCUCACGAUGCGGAAGUGGCUCUUCAGCACACAGGAAGAGGAACUGCUGCAGGACAACCCUCUCGCUCUGCACUACUGCUUCCAUCAGGCACAGGAUGAUGUGAAGAAGGGAUUCAUUAAAGCGGAGGAUAAGGCAUACCAGCUGCAAAAACUAGCAGAACAGAGGAAAAUGACAACGUAUCUGAGUCUUUUGCGCUCAUGUGAGGGAUAUAACGAGAUGAUGUUCCCUCACUGUGCAUGUGACUCACGAAGGAAAGGUCAUGUGAUCACAGCCAUCAGCAUGAAGCAUUUCAAACUGCACGCGUGCACAGAGGACGGCACUCUUGAGAAUCAGGUGAUCAUGUUCGAAUGGUCAGAGAUGCAAAGAUGGGACACAGAUGAAGAGGGUAUGGCCUUCUGCUUUGAAUAUGUGCGCGGAGAAAAGAAACCUCGCUGGGUCAAAAUAUUCACUCCUUAUUUUAACUACAUGCACGAAUGCUUUGAGAGGAUUUUCUGUGAGCUUAAAUGGAAGAAAGAGGUUGAAGACGAGGCUUCAGACAAAGGCAAUAAGAACUGUAGUAAUAAUGAUUACCUCUCGCCGCUGGAGCAACAGAAGGGAUGGCGCCACCUAGGGGACGAGAUUGCCACUUCCUAAAACUCUUGUCUAGAGCCUGUGGAUCAUCACACUAGAGCAGACCACCAGAACGACCACGUGACCACAGCAACACCCCAGCGACGCCACACCAACCAUGUUUCCACGGAGACAAAAGUGUGCCUUUCAGAUGCAGAGCAUUCCAUAUGGCAACCACGGCAACGCAAAAUGCCAUCAUCGUGGCAGAGCAGACACAUAACAAUCGCUGCGGGGAUGUUUUGCACCAAUGGGUUCUGCUGUCAUUUCAUCAGUAGAUACUUUGAACUCGCAUAAGUACAUGUAAAAUACCACAUAGGACCAGACCUUAAGAUCUUCCAUGCCGUCAGUUUAGGAGACACGCUCUUCUGAAAGUCUACUGGCUGGAUUUUGGAGAGCAUUAGCUAAAGUCGAGCACUGUUAUCAGGGCAGCGUAGUAACAAAAGACCACUUUGUGAUUUGAACAGCAGGGAUUUCUCUAAAAUCAUAUUGUGAUGGCAUGAUUGCUUGGUUUUCCCAGUAUAGCUGACUAAAAUGUAAUCUUCCUUCCCAUUAAAUGAGGAGUUAAGUGUGUGUGUGUGUGUGAGAGAGAGAGAGAGAGAGAGAUUGUGUGAUUAAGAAGUGAAAGACAGGUGUGGUUUGCAUAAGUGACCUGUAGGGGGCAUCAAACACACAAGCAGCUGCGCUCAGGAUAAUGUUGGACUUGAGUUGAGUUUAUUUGUUGGUCUCAGAGGGAACAUCAUCAAGUCUUCGUCUGAGUUGGUUUUCGUGUUAUUUAUUGUUGGAGACUGCAGAGGCUUGCCUUGCUCAGUCAGAGAGAGACAACACAAUAAGGGAGCCAUUGAGAAUAUCAGAGCAGUUUGAACAGUGCUUCUUUUCUUAUGGGGUUUCAGGAAGAAGAACUGAUCGGCAGAAGGCAAUUGCUUUUUUAAAUUCCCCACCGAGUGCUAAAAUAACAGUCUUUUCGAAAGUGGUCUGUUUGCCAUUUUUUAUUUUGUAAAUCAUCUUUUUUUUUUUUUUUACACCGUAAGCAGAGAACCAUAGCUUAACAUGUUGGUGGAUCCCUGCUUUUCACAGGAACAGGCACAAUUUUUCCAUUUCCUUAAAAGAAUAGUUCACUCAAAAUGAAAACUAGCUGAAGAUGUACUCGCCCUCAUUUUCUUCAGAGGAAGAUAUCUGGGAAAAUUUUGAAUGACAUCACUUGCUUUUCACUUCACAAGACAUUAACUGAUGGACGUUAACUGAUGCAUCCAUUCAUUGCUGAGAAUCCACUGGUGAGGAAGUGAUGCAAUCCUGAAUUUCUCCAGUUCUGUUCUGAUGAAGAAACAAACUCCUCUACAUCUCAGAUGACCUGAAAGUAAACAAAUACUCAGCAAAUUUUCAUUUUAGGGUGGACUUUUCCUUUAACAGACAUGCAUGUUUAAUGCAAGUCAAAAGCUUUCCAUUCCAGCACAAUACUGCGAUUAAAUCAGCUUAUCGUCAUCCAAAUGCUUAAGCCGCCUUGGCUACGAUACCCUGAUCAAUAAGUGAGUUUGUAAUGUGUGUGUGUGUGUGUGUGUGUUCUACAUCAGAUUGCUCUCUGGGGAGAGUAAAGGCUCCUAUUAUAGCAGCACAGUAGCAUCUGUGGUCUAAGCAUAUUUACAAAAACUUAAUUGGUGUCUUCAGUCCUGAUUAUUUCCGUGUUUGAUGAGUUCAGCCAGUUUAUCAAUGUGAAUGAAGAAAAGGAGAAAAAAAAGUAAGACCUGUGUGUAUUUUGGUUGUGUAAUUUGUCUUUUCGUCAGGAGUGCAGGUGCGACACUUUUUGUAUUGUUCGGAAAAUGUCAAAAGUGUUCCACCUCAUAAUGUUCACCAGCGCUAUAAAAUAAUAACUGUUUGGUCAGUGUUUCUUAUUUUGUGUCAGUGUGCCAGGGGAAAUAAACUAUAUGAAUGUACCAGAAUGUAUUUAUAACAUGGAUGAUUAUUAAAGAUUUCUUUUAUUAUUAACUUGAA
Carassius auratus (goldfish) is the source of this 3748-nucleotide messenger RNA. RefSeq names its product sorting nexin-27-like. Gene Ontology annotation, cellular component: early endosome. Bases 80 to 1786 code for a protein of 568 amino acids. The record is from RefSeq and is a predicted model, not a curated record. The transcript is spliced from 13 exons. Lineage: Eukaryota; Metazoa; Chordata; Actinopteri; Cypriniformes; Cyprinidae. Gene Ontology annotation, biological process: signal transduction; intracellular protein transport; endocytic recycling. Gene Ontology annotation, molecular function: phosphatidylinositol-3-phosphate binding; protein binding.